Messenger RNA from Homalodisca vitripennis (glassy-winged sharpshooter), 800 nucleotides. RefSeq lists its product as uncharacterized. Lineage: Eukaryota; Metazoa; Arthropoda; Insecta; Hemiptera; Cicadellidae. The coding region runs from base 101 to 592 and encodes 163 amino acids. The transcript is spliced from 3 exons. The record is from RefSeq and is a predicted model, not a curated record.
AUUUGAAAGGAUAACAGGACUGGACAUUUGCUAUCGUUAUAGGUUAUAACUGCAUACUACAGUGGGUAAUCAGUAUUCCACUGUACUCUGUGCUAGUGUGAUGUGUGAUUUUUGCUCGGUACUUGGUGAAAAUGCCCUGGACUGGACUCCAAGAAGCUUGUUGGGUCGCACUAUUUGGAUGUUUCUAGUGUUGUAUGUUAUCUUCACAUCUGUAUUACCAGCUAGCUCUAAGGAAAGGACUGAGCAUGAUAUCCAGUCGAGGAAGCUGGCCAGAGACUUAUACUACCAGCUAGAAGCCGGUAUCGUGAAGAAGGCACCGGAGCUGAAGAUAAGUCCUAAUUCUUCAGUACAGGAGCGGAAAGAAGCUCUGCAGGACGUGACCUUGGCGCUCUUGGUGAACUCUGCAGAGAAUCUAAAGGCUCUUGCCAACAUGAAGGCUAACCCCAAACUUGCAGGUUGUAUCGCUUCCACCUUCAGGAACUCCACGAAGGUAAAUAGUGUGCUCCAGGACAUAGACGUGAUAGAGUCGCCACUCCCUGCAAUGACAAAGCUUAUCGAAGAAUUCGCUAACCUUUUUAUAACAAAGUAUUAAUAAUUUUCAGAACUGAAAUAAUAUAAUAAUUUAAUGAUUGUAUCUUGAGGGACAAAUUUAUAGUUUUUGUAAAGCCUCAAUUCUUACCUUUUUGUCAAUUCCUUGUUGUUAUUAACGAUUUAUCUGUAAGUAAAUUAAUUUUUUUUGUUCAAUCAUCCUGGAACUCCUAAUUUAAUUAAAAAUUAAAAUUCAAAACGUAUCCUUAGUA